Molecule: messenger RNA, 1833 nt
Organism: Theileria equi strain WA
Lineage: Eukaryota; Apicomplexa; Aconoidasida; Piroplasmida; Theileriidae
Exons: 1
Coding region: 1-1833 (610 amino acids)
Biological process (GO): rRNA processing
Cellular component (GO): sno(s)RNA-containing ribonucleoprotein complex; Mpp10 complex; small-subunit processome
Source: RefSeq, a predicted model, not a curated record
AUGAAAGGAAAGUCAAAACAAUUGGAAUCUGCGUCAGUGGCGAAUGGAUCCCCUCAAAGUCCCGAAAUAACUGCAGAAAAACUGAUAAAACAGCCAUGGUACUUUUGGGAAGAGAAAGAUAGAUGUAACGUCUUUCUACGUCACUACUUGUCAAAUGUUUUGAGGCAUACCAUCCAGCUACGUCUGUUUCGCAAGUAUAUUCAGGAGGAAUUCAAUAAAAAGAGGUCGAGAAAGGGCGCAUCGGUUAGAAGGGCAUAUAGAUACUCAAAAAAUGAUGCAAACAAGCUUGUAGAAUCUCUGAACGGCUUUGAUUUGGAGCAGCUGUGGACCAUCUUGGAUAAGAAUACAUCUACAGAAACAUCUUCUCUUCAGAAGAGGCUCGACCAUAUUCUCCAGGCUGAUUUGUCCAAGAUUCUCAAAAAUGAUACGGAUGUUACUGAGGAUAUCCCAGAAGAGCCUAGUUCAUCCUAUAGCUCAGAGUCACAAGAGAACCAAGAUAGCGAAAGCGACAGUGACAGCGACGUAGAAGAUGAAGAACAACCAAAAGAGACUGUAGGGGAAGAUGAAUUCUUUAAUAUGGAGGAAAUGGAAGCUUUCGCAGACAAAGAUUUUGAAUCGGAUGGAGAAGGUAUAAACUAUUUUGAUUCACUUGGUGAAGAGUCGGACUCAUCUGUAGCAGCUGCAGACAUGAAGUAUACUGACUUUUUUAAGGACACAAUGGAAGAUUCAGAUGGUCCUGAAGAUGAAAUAAAGCCUCUCUCAUGUGAUAGCAAUUUAGACUUGUUGGACGAUGAUGAGAAGGAAAUGGAGCUGCUUCUUCAGCGUGUGGAAGAUGACGGUGUAACCGAUGAUGAAGAUGAUAAAGACGAAUACAGGGAUGAUCUUGGAAACGAUGAUUUUGAAGAAGCUAAAUUUGGGGAGGAGGUAUACAGAGAUGAUUUGGACGAGGAUAUGAUGGAGGAAGUGGAUCAACAUUCUGAGAUUUCCAAAAUAGAGAAUGAGCUUGCUGCCCCCAAGCAUUGGAGUUUAAUGGGAGAAAGUAUAGCCACAAAAAGACCCAGAAACAGCUUGUUGGACCUUGAUUUAGAACUACCACAAAUGUCUUCGACAGUUUAUGAGAAGGAAAAAAUGGAGGAGCAAAUAGGAAAUGGAGUGGAUCCUGAGGAGCCAUUGCCGUUGGAAUUGAUCAUAGUGCAAAGAAUAAAGUCUGGAAUAUUUGAUAAUGUUGAAAGAAAGACAGCUGUGGAAGAUCAGUUGGAGGCCAUAGAGCGCUUGAAGAAGAAUAACAAUGUUGAUAUAGAUUUCACCAAAAGUUCUGUGGGUCUCGGUGAUAUUUACGCCCAGAAAUAUAAGGAACAAUUUUUGGCCAUAGACAAACUGGAUUCACACAAGAAGGCACUUACUGAGCAAUUUGCAAAACUAAUGUACAAACUGGAUAGUUUGACAAACUCUAGUUUUGUACCAAAGAGAAUUAGUGAAUCUGAAAAGGCAGCUGAAGUGCCUACAAUAGCAAUAGAAACACCAUUAAAUGUAGUAACUGCGAUUAAAACAAACGACGCAGAAAAAUCUGUUAAUCCUGCGAAAAUCUCCAGGAACGCUAAAAAGAGAAAAUUCCAAAACAAGCUGAAAGGGCUGGUUAAGAGCGGCAAGGCGACUGUUGAACAGGUUAAUAAGAUAAAGACUGAUUUAACACAGAGAAACAAACGGAAACAAGAGGACGCAAAAGCCAAGAAAACAACUGGCCUUACCGGAAGAGAAGCAGAUAAAGAAUCUAAACGUUCUAAUCGCAAAGUAAACAUAACGGAAAUGUUAAGUAACAUUGAAAAGCAGUAG